This is a messenger RNA of Prunus persica (peach), 1294 nucleotides long. RefSeq names its product very-long-chain 3-oxoacyl-CoA reductase-like protein At1g24470. Bases 243 to 1208 code for a protein of 321 amino acids. The transcript has 2 exons. Lineage: Eukaryota; Viridiplantae; Streptophyta; Magnoliopsida; Rosales; Rosaceae. The record is from RefSeq and is a predicted model, not a curated record. Gene Ontology annotation, molecular function: ketoreductase activity. Gene Ontology annotation, cellular component: endoplasmic reticulum.
ACUUUCAUCCCUUUAAAUUAACAGUUAAACUAACAGAUAAAAAGAUCAAAUUUCCUAAAUCAAACUCUUAAACUUUAUACAUAACACAAACAUACUCUCUUUCUCUCUCUCAUCAUAAAUGAUCACCCCAUAAUAAUUAAGCGCUUAUUCUAUUUCUCCUUCCAAACUCCCCAUAAUAAAGCAUUCUAAAUCUCCCACAACAAGUCCUCAUCUUUCUACCCAAAAUUCCAAAAAAAAAAAAAAUGGUACCUUCUUCUUCAUGCAUUCAUCACCUAACAAACCAACCCAUCUGGCUUCUCCUUCUCUCAUCUCUAGGUUUCUUCAUCUUUCUCAAACAAGCCACCUCUCUGGCCAACUGGGUUUUCAUCGUCCUCCUCAGACCCCCUAAAAACCUCAAAAGAUACGGCUCAUGGGCUAUGGUCACCGGCGCCACCGAUGGCAUAGGAAAAGCCUUCGCCUACCAACUUGCCCAACAAGGCCUCAACUUAAUCCUAGUCAGCCGCAACUCGGCCAAGCUCAAAUCAGUCUCGAAAGAAAUCCAAGCAAAUUAUCCCACCACCCAAAUAAAAACCAUCGCCUUCGACUUCUCCGUCGGUAGCUUGGGUGGUAUGAAUGAGCUGCUAGAGGAGGAGAUCAGAGGGCUGGACGUCGGCGUUUUGAUAAACAACGUUGGGGUGACGUACCCAAGUGCUAGAUUUUUGCAUGAGGUGGAUGAGCAAGUGUGGACGAAUGUGGUAAAGGUGAAUGUGGAGGGCACAACCAGAGUGACCAUGGCGGUUUUACGAGGAAUGGUUGAGAGGAAGAGAGGUGCCGUUGUCAAUAUUGGGUCCGGCGCAGGCAUUGUCGUGCCCUCACAUCCUCUCUUCACCGUCUACGCCGCUACCAAAGCUUAUGUGGACCAAUUGUCAAGAUCCCUCCACGUGGAAUAUAAGCGUUAUGGCAUUGAUGUGCAGAGUCAGGUGCCUUUAUACGUAGCAACAAAGCUGGCGUCAAAGGUGGCAUCCAUCGAGAGGUCAUCUCUAUUCAUACCCACGCCACAUGCGUAUGCCAAAGCAGCGAUUCGGCGCAUUGGGUAUGAGGCCCGCUGCACACCGUUUUGGGCUCACUCUCUUCAGUGGUGCUUGGGGAGCUUGGUCCCUGAGUCUCUUCUUGACGCUUGGCGCCUCUCUAUUGGCUUGAAAAGAAGGGCCAAGCUACACCAUGCAUAACUAGCUAGCUAGCUAUUACUACUAAUUUCUAUGUUGUUUCUAGGGAGACUUUGGAAAAGUCCAAAGGAGAGAGAAAAUUUUUAAAA